AUGGGUCUCAACGGUGUCAUCGUGCAGAAGUACUGCGUGCAGGCACUCGCAGCCGUCGGUGCGAUCGUUCUGGCCAGAGGCGCUUUUAACUAUCUCUCAUUUGCGUACUUCUAUCUCCUGCGGCCCUCGUCCUUGGCGAAGUACUUCCAUGGCGCGCCAGCGUACGCCCUGGUUACCGGUGCAUCGGACGGCAUUGGGAAGGCUGUCGCCAGAGAGCUUUACGACAAGGGCUUCAAUGUGAUCCUGCAUGGUCGCAGCGAGGAGAAGACACGUCAGGUGGCAGACGAGAUACGCGAACGCAGGGCCGGUGAUGUGCGAUACUUCAUCGCCGAUGCCUCCGAGCCCAAGCAGGACUUUGAGGCCAUGCUCAAGUCGUACAAAGACUGCAAUAUCACUCUAGUCGUGCACAACGUCGGCGGAUCGCGCAUUCACGAGAGAGUGGACAGUAUGUCCGAGUCGUCGGUGAUCUCGACAAUCCACCUGAACGCCAUCUUCCCUCUCCUGCUUACGCGCGCAUUACUGCCUCGCCUACGCUCCUCCGCGAAGUACGGCCCCGUGAUGGUGCAGUUCGUGGGGUCCGUCACCGCAGACAUGUCUCCAGCAGGCGUCGCGGUAUACGGCGCGUCAAAGGCGUUCAUUCGCGCAGUCACCCGCGGACUGGACAAUGACGAGCGCACUUGGGGCCAGCCCUCCGGUGUGCGCUUUUCCUACCUCUCCGUCGCCUCCGUCGUGACCAGUAGCAACCGAGGGGACGUCACGACCUCCGCGCCGUCGGCGGACCAGUUCGCCAAAGCUCUCGUUUCGAGUAUCGGGUGUGGGUACAGGUCAUACGCCCCUUGGAUGGUGCAUGCGGCCACCUUGUGGGUACUGGGCGCGGUGAGGGAGGGCGUGGUAGAUAAUAUGAUGAUAAAAGAGAUGAAGAAAGUGAGGGAGAAGCAGGAUUUCUACGAUGGAGUGGCGUCUGAGUGA
Messenger RNA from Sparassis crispa, 969 nucleotides. RefSeq names its product Very-long-chain 3-oxoacyl-CoA reductase. NCBI's taxonomy places the organism in Eukaryota, Fungi, Basidiomycota, Agaricomycetes, Polyporales, Sparassidaceae. Gene Ontology annotation, biological process: fatty acid elongation. Gene Ontology annotation, cellular component: endoplasmic reticulum. The transcript has 2 exons. The record is from RefSeq and is a predicted model, not a curated record. The coding region runs from base 1 to 969 and encodes 322 amino acids.